Diaporthe batatas is the source of this 1338-nucleotide messenger RNA. RefSeq lists its product as uncharacterized. The coding region runs from base 104 to 1207 and encodes 367 amino acids. Lineage: Eukaryota; Fungi; Ascomycota; Sordariomycetes; Diaporthales; Diaporthaceae. The record is from RefSeq and is a predicted model, not a curated record. The transcript is spliced from 2 exons. Gene Ontology annotation, biological process: regulation of DNA-templated transcription. Gene Ontology annotation, molecular function: DNA-binding transcription factor activity, RNA polymerase II-specific; zinc ion binding.
CGUCCCCGAGCUUCACCAGCGCAACUGACUGCUGACUGCCACCCUGACAUAAUCAAUCAUCUUCCGUGUCGCUUCACUCAGCCUUAGUACACGGCAGACGGCCAUGAGCCAGUCCCAGAGCGAGCCCGGGGGCUCGGCCAGCAAGCCCAACGGCCAGAGACCCGCCUGUGACCGUUGUCGCGGACAGAAGCUCAGAUGUACAUGGGAUGCCAAGGAACCACAGUGCCAACGUUGCCAUAGGGCCAAUGCUGUGUGCACCGUUCCUUUGCCCAGGCCCAUGGGCCGUCCCCCGCGCCAGCAUCUUGGCAAUACCAAGCAAAGCCAGAGCCAGAGCCAGAGCCGAAGCCAAGCCCAGAGCCCCAACAUGGAGAACCCAUAUGCCUGGAGCGGCUACGAUACCUUCGCCACCGCCUUCUCAAACCACGAGGAUACUGCAAUGAUAAUGGACACCGGCGACUUUACGACCGACCCUUCAGCCAUGCUCAACUGCUUUUCCGAUGCCAGCAGUCUGCAAGGGGUUUGUGCUUGCUCGUCGAUCCCCGAUCCGAGCAUGAACCUUUUUGGCAGCAAUUCACUCUGCCCAUCGAACGGCUUCACACCCCCAGCGCCGGUAGACUGUUCAACAAGUGACGAUGUCCCUCAUUCCUCGGGGAAGUGGGUCGACAAUUAUGUCCAACUCCUGACACGACUGGCAGAGCUGAGUGUCGAGCUGUUCCGGCACCCUUUAAACCAUAAAAAGGACAAGGCCCAGUCUCACCUAGAUGAAAGCAAUCCAUCAUCCUCUCCCAAACUACCGAGUAACGACCUGAAAUUGCCAUCAGAUCUGCACCUGGCUGAUCUUGGCAUCGGGAAGCUGCUCGAGAUGACGAGCCAGCUGGCGAGCAUCGUCGCGGGAAUUCGCAGCAUGGACAGCCAUGCAAAGGCACAGAGAGAGGACCACGACCGGUCUACGACGCUCAUGGUUUUGAGUUGCUAUACGAGACUCGAUGUCCUCUAUACACGCAGCAUCCACGUACUGGGCCAAGUUCGCAGCGGCAGCUCCCACAUCAAGGACAUUCACCUUUUAAUGCCCGAGUUGACGGUAGACGGUUUCUCUAUCGACCGCUGUUACGAAAUCAAGCUAAGUGUCUUGCUUGGCCUGUACGAAAAGGCGCACGAGAGCGUCCGCAAAUGUAUGAAGAGCAGUAAACUCCUGACGAGUACAUGAAAGAUGAUUGUCAUGACAAGCGACAUGGUAGACUAGUUCUUAUGAACCUAGAUUCAGUGGCACGCCAUCGUACCGGGGAUGAAUGAUGAAUUAUGAAUCAUCUAACCUAGCACACUUGCAGCCAGCUAUGG